AUUAAUGGUUUUGGUGUUUUUUAGCAACUUUUUUGAUAGCAUUAUACAUAUUAAUUUUCGACCUUUUAAAUAAUCUCAAUGUGGAUUUAAAUAAUAAAAAUUAAAAUCUAUGGGGGUAAUAAUAAAUUACAAUUACGAAAUAAAAAAUACAAAAAAUCACGAUAAAACAACAUAUAUUAAGGAAUUUAAGAUUAUGAUCAAUGAUUUUAAUUUCAAACUUAUAUUCUCCCACCUUCUACCAACUCCAUUUAGUUGCUAACGUUGCCAAUUUAAACGGCCAUUAUGGCGCUGGCGUCGCUUACGUUUAUUGCUAUCUGCUACGUAUUUCGUUGUUUCUAUUCCUGUUCUUCGUGCCCUAUUGUAUUUUAUAGUGACUGUCAUUUGUCAAACGAUGCAAUUUCGAUAGAAAAGAAAAUUUAAAUUUAAGAAAAGUUAAAUUAUUGCCCAUAGAAUAUUACUUUUGAAAAAUAACCAAUGAAAUAUUAAUAAUAAAUAAGUUGUAACAAUGAGUAGUUUACGAACAGACCUUUUUCGUUUGACUCAACGACGCCUUGAGGAUGAAUACACAAGACGCAGUGAAAUCAGUGAUUCCAAAACUGAAACUAUUGACUUUUCUAAAAUUUGCCGAAUCUGUUUAUCAGAGGAAACACUGCAUCCAAUUUCUACAUUAUCUUUUCAAAAGAAAAAAUUGAAAGAGUUACUAGAAUUUGCGAUUUGCACCGAGGUUAAAGAAGAUGAUAACCUCCCAUUAAAUAUUUGUUUAAAAUGCUAUGCAGAUGUAGUAACAGCAUCUAUAAUAAAGGAGCUCGGACAGCGAAAUGAAGCCUUAUUAAAAUCUUAUGUAAGUUCUGCACAAAUAAUUUAUAAAGAGGAGAAUGAAGAUUAUAGCAUGCAGGAGGAAGGGUAUGACUAUGACACUAAUGAAAUGCCUGAAGAAACACUUGAAGAUACUGCUGAUAAUGAAGAAAAGUUAGGGGAUGGCUACUAUUUGGUAUUUGACGAUAUGGACAAUUUACUUCAAUCAUCUCUAGAUGCUUCAGAAGAAAAUGAAAAUCUAACAAACAAUGUGAUUGAAGAAAAUAGCAAUGAUAUUGUUUUAAACAUUCCAGAAAAAAAAAAUAAAUCUGCUAACAAUGUCAAUGACCACACAUAUUCAAGAGUAGCUAAGGUGUCUGCGAAUGCCAAUACCAUAAAUAAACUUAUGAAAAGUGAACCUAAUGGCAAAGAAGUUCAAACUUUUGAAGGGGCAUACAUAGAACAAAUAAAAAGGACAAUGGCAUUUGAAAAAGAACAAGAAAAAGAAGUAAAAACUGAAGUAACUGAAGCAGAAAAUCAAGAAGAUUAUGUAUACAUGGAGAAUGUUGAAGACAAUGAGGUGAUUGUGGAAAGCAAUGAAGACCAAGACCAGGAAACAUAUGAAAAUGAUAUGCAUGAGUUGGAAUUGUCAGAUGAUAACAACGAUACUUUUCACAUUAAAUUGUUACCUGAGCUUAUGACUCAAACAAAAACACAAACAAGUAUUUGGUAUGGUUGCAAAAUAUGUGAGCAAUAUUUCCCUCAAAUAGCCCUACUGAAACGCCAUAUCAAAACACAUAUUACUGACAAACAGUACUUCUGUGAUGUUUGUGGAGAAGGAUUUGCUCAAAAUAGUGUAUUCACAGAGCAUCUUAAGCAGCACCAUCAGGAUAAUGAACAGGAAAAAGAUACAGUCAAAAAAUCUUCAGAAACUGUACAAUCUAUAUGUAAAAUAUGUAACAUAACAUUUUCUUCACGUUAUGAAUUUAGAUCUCACCGUGCACAAAUGCAUAAAGAGAAAAACUAUUUAUGUCCAACAUGUGGCAAGAUGUUUGCCACAAACACAAGUCUUCAAACACAUACGAAGGCAGUGCAUAGUGAAGAAAAGAGUCAUUGUGAAUUAUGUCGUAAGACCUUUAGCUCAUAUGGAAAUCUAAAACUUCACUACAGCAGACACCAUUUAGAUGAAAAAAGACCUUUUAAGUGCACUUCAUGUUCAAAGUCUUUUGCAACUCAAACUGACUUGAAAUUCCACAUGCAAGUUCACAGUGGUGAAAAAAAUUUCAUAUGCCAAGUGUGUGGAAAAGGGUUCAGAUUGAAAACAUCAUACAACAGCCAUAUACUUAUUCAUACUGGGGAGAGACCGCAUCAAUGUAAAAUCUGUUUCCGGCGUUUCGUACAGCCAACCCAUCUCAACUACCAUUCUUUGACGCACACUGGCGAACGACCUCACGCAUGUCAAUAUUGUGGCAAAACAUUUGCUUUAAAGGGUAAUUUAACAGUGCACAUACGCACUCACACAGGCGAACGACCGUACGUAUGUGAUGUUUGCGGUAAGGGCUUCUACGAUUCCAGUAGCAUGAAGAAACAUCGAAAGGGACACCAUGGAGAAGAUCUGGUCAUACCAGCUGUACUAUCAAUCGUUAGUGACGAAAACAAUGAGUCGAAAAAGAUAGUUAUAAAUUUUAUAAUGGUACACAGUUGUGCUAUAAAAAAUUGCCCUUCAGUGUGGAUUCCUAAUUCAGGCAUUUCGUUUUUUAAAUUUCCUUUAAGUAACUUAGAUUUGUUAGAAAAAUGGAUGAAAGUGAUACCAAAGGAAGUCCUACGUAAACCUCCAACCGUACAUUCACGAAUUUGUAGUAGACAUUUUUUGCCUCAAUUUUUAGUACCCUUGGGUAGUCCAGAACAUUCAGUCAAGAAAAAGCUAAGACAAGAUGCUAUUCCAACUAUAUUUAUUAUUGAUGGUGAAUUGAUUGUAUCUGACAUUAUGUGUGAAGAUUUUCUACAAAAUGAUAAGCCAACAAAUAGUACAGAAGCUGCAGAACAGGAAAGAUUCAUGUGGGAUGUUUCUGUUCAGACAAUUCCAAUUCUUUUUAAAUCUCCUGCUGAAGAACAGUUGAGAAAAGAAGUAAAGACACUGAAAUAUCGUUUAUAUCACCAAGAAUUACAAAUUAACUCUAUGAAGGAAUUGCUUAUUACAUUAGGAUUAGAAAAGAGUUCAGAUAUAAAAGAGGAAUUUACAGCUGUCCAACAAUCUUUAGAAAAGCAUAUGAAAAAUGAUUUAAAUUACCCAAAUAAUCUACAAAAACAAGACUUCAGCACUGCUUGUAGAAUUUGUCUUUUGUCUGGUAAAACUAAAUCUAUUUUAAACUUAACAUUUGAUCAGAAAAAUGUAAAGGAUUUGGUAGAGCAAUAUUUUUCUAUUAAGAUAGAACAAACUGAUAAAUUUUUAGGUAUUUGCCUUUUAUGCUAUUUAGAGAUUGUUAGAGCCUACAUUUUUCAUAAAAAAUGUAAAAAAUCGACUGAAAUUAUGGAAACACUGUUUGGUACAAAUAAUUCAGUUAAUGAAUUUUCAAAACAUUUUCAUGAAGAUGAUUCCAAACUCUGUAUGUCACCUAUCGAUAGUGAUGAACAUUUUAGUGAAAUUACUUCUCAAGAAAACCAAAAUGACUCAAAUUGUAAGGCAGGCCACAUUAAAAGCGAAGAAAAUAAUUUGUUCACAUUUGAAAACAAAACUGAAAUACAGAAAACUAACAAUUAUAAAGAAAACUUACUCACUGAUUCAAAUACUAAAUCUGAAAAAGAUUAUUUGUCUGAUGAUGAAACUACAGAAAAAGAUACAAAUAGUUCCUUAUUAGAUCAGAAAGAGGAAAAAUGUGAGCAGGCAACUAAAAAAAGGCGAAUGAAUAAGGCUAUACUUCAUUGUAAUCAUUGCAAUGCAACAUUCAAUUCUUACAUAGAAUACAGAAAACAUCGUGUAGAAGUGAAACACCCGAAGCAAAGGAAGCAUUAUCCGUGUAAUGUGUGUAAUAAACAUUUCACAUCUUCAAAAUUAAAGCAACACAUGCGAAUUCACACCAAAGAGCAACCUUAUGAAUGUAACAUUUGUCUAAAACGCUUCAAUCUCAAAGGAAAUUUAAAUAGGCAUCAGAUGAUUCAUACGGGGGAAAGACCUCAUAUCUGUGAACUAUGCGGAAAAGGUUUUAUUCAAUCUACAACUCUUAAUACACACAAAAGGGUCCACUUUAUGCGCGACGCCUCUUCAAUAUCAUGUUUUAGUUGUAAUAUUUGCGGUAGAACGUUCAAGCGGGUCGGACCAUACAAUAAGCACUUACGAAAAAAACACUCGGAGGAGAAAUUUGAAGAAGAAAUAAAGAAGGAAGAGGCUCGCGAUUACGUAUGCACAAUUUGUAAUAGUGCCUUCAAACAAAAGCAUCACUUGAAUGCCCACAAACGAAUUCAUGGCGAAAGAAAGUACUUAUGUAACGGUUGUGGAAAAAGUUAUGCCACCAAACCAGCUUUGGAUUCUCAUCUAAAGGUACACACCGGAGAGAAGCCAUACAAAUGUUUGGUUUGUGGCAAGUCAUUUGCUCACAUUUCGACAUUUGAUUCGCACAUGCUCACGCAUACUGGCGAGAAACCACACGUGUGUAAAUUUUGCCCGAAAAGAUUUACUCAGUUAACACACCUAACGUAUCAUUUGAGAACGCAUAGCGGAGAACGUCCGUAUUCUUGCACUUUUUGCGGAAAAUGUUUCGCUUUAAAAGGAAACUUAACAGUGCACGUACGGAUGCAUACAGGAGAAACCCCGUACAUUUGUUCCGUAUGUAAUAGAGGAUUUUAUGAUUCGAAUAGUAUGAAGAAACAUAAAAGAGCCCAGCAUAGACUUUUACCCAAAGAUGCGGGAAAAAAAUUGAAAAAUAGUACCACUUGUGAGAGGGAUGCUGGUGCAACCGUGGAAGUUAUUACUAGUUCGGGCGAUGUAAUCAAUACAACCAUUGACGAUGUUAUUGUAGAAUUCGGAACUUCCUAAUUGUCUGACACUCAUGUUGUACUAUAAAUAAAGUUGUGUAUAUACUAGGUUAAUAUGUGAUCAUAUUUGAUUUUUUUUUUUUUAAUAAAUGGUAGUGUCUUAUC
Molecule: messenger RNA, 4932 nt
Organism: Agrilus planipennis (emerald ash borer)
Lineage: Eukaryota; Metazoa; Arthropoda; Insecta; Coleoptera; Buprestidae
Exons: 16
Coding region: 506-4828 (1440 amino acids)
Biological process (GO): regulation of transcription by RNA polymerase II
Cellular component (GO): nucleus
Molecular function (GO): zinc ion binding; RNA polymerase II cis-regulatory region sequence-specific DNA binding; DNA-binding transcription factor activity
Source: RefSeq, a predicted model, not a curated record